Salvelinus fontinalis (brook trout) is the source of this 1229-nucleotide messenger RNA. RefSeq lists its product as uncharacterized. Lineage: Eukaryota; Metazoa; Chordata; Actinopteri; Salmoniformes; Salmonidae. The coding region runs from base 159 to 1229 and encodes 356 amino acids. The record is from RefSeq and is a predicted model, not a curated record. The transcript has 8 exons.
GAGAGAGAGAGAGAGAGAGAGAGAGAGAGAGAGAGAAAGAGAGAGAGAGAGAGAGACGGAGAGACAGAGAAAAUACUAAAAUCCACGAUCAUCAGCCACUAUUGUGAACACUGGUCUUCUUCACGCACAGAUUGGAACAUCCUCGCCUGCUUUCUACCAUGUCUGUUUUCAGUCAGAAGUCUAAGCCUGUCAGAUGGAGUAAGGAGAUGAGUGCCAGUCAGAACAUAGCUGACAGCAGCAGGAAGAAGACCAGUCUGCUGAAAGACAACAGCUGGAUCAGACGCAGCGUGGAGGAGGAGGAGGAGCUAGUGGACCUGCAGUCUGAGGUGGGCCAGCCCAAUCCUGCCAGCCCUAGCACCCCAGUCAACCAUCUGACCAAGAGCCCUCCACUUCCUCCAAAGACCAAGACUGUGUCCUUCAUUUUAAGCACCACCUCAAAGAGCAUGAAAGACUCCAAGACAGCCAUGAGUCCUGGGAGCACCUCCCCAAAGUCUCUAAACUCCCCCACAAGCUCAACGCUGAAGAGCCCAUCCAUGUCCCUCUUUACUGCAAGGGUCUUUUCCUCCCCCAAAAAACUAUUCUACUCCCCACUGAGCCCUCCAGAAGUACUCCCCCACGCCAUUACCCAUAUCACUGAUGAAGAGCCCCCGGCAGUCCCAACAACUCCACCACCACCACCUCCAACAACUCCACCACCACCAACAACUCCACCACCACCUCCAACAACUCCACCACCACCACCACCUCCAACAACUCUACCACCCCCACCAACAACUCCAACAACAACUCUACCACCACCACCACCUUCAACAACUCCACCACCACCACCACCACCAACAACUCUACCACCACCACCUCCAACAACUCCACCACCACCACCACCACCAACAGCUCUACCACCACCACCUCCAACAACUCUACCACCACCACCUCCAACAACUCUACCACCACCACCACCUCCAACAACACCACCACCACCACCACCACCUCCAAUGACCGAGUCACCAAUGCCCCAAGCUUCAAUCAGUGAGAUCAGUUUAGAGACCAGACUCCCUGACCCUCCCUCCCUGACUCCAACCCAAACUCUCCUCUCCAUACCCAACAGGUCAGUCCUGACUCCAACCCAGACUCUCCUCUCCAUACCCAACAGGUCAGUCCUGACUCCAACCCAGACUCUCCUCUCCAUACCCAACAGACUCUCCUCUCCAUACCCAACAGGUCAGUCCUGA